GGUUAGGCCUGUGUGAGCUCUUAAUGUCCGGUUGUGUGUUUGUCUGUGGCUUGUACUUUGCUUAUGGCUUCGCUGCUCUCAGCAAUCAGCCUAAAUACAUGACAUCAUCUUCCUGCAAUGCCCUCACCACCCCCCCCCCCCCUCUCCAUCUCACUCCUCUCCACCUUCACCUCCUCCCUGCCUCACACUGCUUCUUCUUUUCACUGCCCCUCCUCGUUUAUCCUCUCACUCCCUCGCUCGUCUCCUAGUAACAGGCGAUUUCUUUUCUUGCUGUGUCAUUAUAUACAAUAACAGUAUAACUGCUGAUGUGUUUGUGCCUAAUUUCAAUUAUCAUAAGACAUGCAGUUUAUAGAGCGAGCACUGUGAACUCUGGCAAUACUGUGAAUUCACAUCAUGGAGAUUUGUGAGUCUUAGAAAAGGUGGCAAACUCUGUGAAAAAAAGACUCAUUCUUUCUAGUUCAUACCAGCUUCCACCUUUUUAAAAAAAAGUACUAGAUGAAGUAAAAGAAACCGAUUUGUAAUUGUUCUGGCACAUCAAAAGGUUGUUGUGUUUCCUGCUGCCAGAGGACACUGUUCAAAAGAGUUUACAGUAAACAAGGUCCUCUGGUGACAAGGACAUCUCAGAAUAUGCUUUCAAUGUUAAAGAGAGAAGAGAAACAUGGAGAGAGAGAGACAGGAAAUGAAUGCAAAAGAGCUGCUUGUUAUGCUGCAGAUCAACCCGAAAAGGACAGAACUAUGAACAGUGAAAUAUAGUUACAAUGUCAAUAAAAUGUGUUUUUGUUAACCAUAUGAUUAAGCUCUAAAGCAGUGUACACUGAUUUACAAUCUGCCUUCAGUUACAUCCCGUAGGACAACAUAUCCCAGUUGAGGAGACUAACACUGUCUGUCUGCCUCCUCGUACAGAGAGAUGUCUGGAGGACCACGAGCUGGUGGUUCAGGUUCAAGCCUCCAUGAGCAGCGACAGUAAAUUCCUCUUCAGGAAGAACUAUGCCAAAUAUGAAUUCUUCAGGAACCCCCUGAACUUUUUUCCAGAGCAGAUGGUGGCUUGGUGUCAGGAGUCCGAUGGCUCAAUCCCUCAGUCACAGCUCUUACAGAACUUUCUGAACUCCAGCAGCUGUCCAGAGAUCCAGGGCUAUAUGUACGUGAAGGAGCCCGGACGCAGGUCCUGGAAGAAACUCUACAUGUUCCUGCGACGCUCCGGGCUCUACUACUCUACUAAAGGAACAUCCAAGGAGCCCCGUCACCUGCAGCUGCUGUCGGAUCUGGAGGACAGUAACAUCUUCACCAUCAUCUCGGGCAGAAAACUCCACAACGCUCCAACAGAUUACCAGUUCUGCAUCAAGCCCAGCAAAGUGAGGAGUGACUGUAAGGAGCUAAAGAUGCUGAGUGCUGAGGACGAACAGAGCAGGACCUGCUGGAUGACAGCCUUCAGACUGCUCAAAUAUGGGAUACUACUGUACCAGAGCUACAACGUUCCCCAGCAGAGGAAGUCCAACCUCUCGCCUUUCUCUGCACCCGUGCGGAGUGUAUCUGAGAAUUCCCUGGUCGCCAUGGACUUCUCCGGGCGGACCGGCCGCGUCAUCGAUAACCCCGUUGAGGCCCAGAGCGCCGCCCUGGAGGAGGGACAGACCUGGAGGAAACGGAGCCAGCGUAUGAAUGUCCUGGGCAGUCCCAGCCCCCUGCACCCAUCCCCUCUGAACACAGUGAUCCACAGGACACAGGUAUGGUUUCAUGGUCGCAUCAUGAGAGAGGAAGCCCACAAGAUGAUCAUUCAACAAGGCCAAGUAGACGAAUUAUUCCUGUUGCGGGACAGUCAGAGUAAUCCCAAGGCAUUCGUGCUCACCUUGUGCCACCACCAGAAGAUCAAGCACUUCCAGAUCCUUCCGUGUGAGGAGGACGGUCAGGUGUUCUUCAGCCUCGACGACGGCGCCACCAAGUUCACCGAUUUGAUCCACCUGGUGGAGUUUUACCAGCUCAACAGAGGAGUGCUGCCCUGCAAGCUCAAACACCCCUGCACCGCCGUGGCCUUGUGACACUCCACGCCCCCCAACACCUCCGACCCCUUUUUUUGCACACCUCUCACCCUGAGAUCCCUAUCCCCCGUCUGCUCCUCCCUCACCAACGCAAUGAGGUUGAGCAGACAAGAGAAAAGUUAAGUCAAGUUUUGGGGAUGUGAACAACUCUGCAGGAGCCGGCAUUGGAGGUUUAAUUUCCCCCAGUGCGCCAGUGCUUUUCUCCGCCAUACCGCUGUUUUGGAUGUUGGAAUAGGAACCGAUUGGAUAGUUCAAGCGUUGCAGAUUGUGGACCCAGCAGUUGCCCAACUCCUGCGAUGUUGUCAUGGAGAGAUUGUUUUGUCAUUGCCGUUUUGACCCUGGAGAGAGACCACAUGUAGUGAAAUCACAAGACAACUAAGGUCUGUUCAAAAAAGAGUGCUUCGGGUCUCUCGGGUUGGAUCCCCCCCUCAGAGACCUUCAAACCCGCCGAACCUCCCUCAUCCUCCAGGCCUGAUAAGCUGUGGUGACCGCACCACCCUCUGACUUCCUCAUCGAUAAUCAGGGAUGGACGGGAACGUCUUAUCAAACUCGAUCCAGGAGUUUUCUCAACCUGUGCAGUCCAGUCUGAAUAAGCUGACACCCCGCCCCGCCCCGCCCCACCGCGACACCCGAGCGGACUCGAUGCUUCCUCUCUGCUGUGUCCUGUUGUCUCACGAUCCCCAGACGCAAACCCCCGAUCCGGCCUCUCCUCCUCCACCGAAGCUCAGAGAAAAGUCGGGAGAGAAAAAGAGAAGUAGCUAAAGGCAAGAUAAGCAGAGCGGUGGCGAGGGUUUUGCUGAAAGGACAGAGGAAUGUUUAUCGGGAAGGCUGCAACAAGCCUCUCUUGUAGAGUUGAUUACUUGAUGUCAUUUUAAUGCUGUUUUUAUUACUGUUGAUUCAAUGCAGAACUAGUUUUGCACUCCCGGGCAGACAGACGACAGCUGUUCUCUCUAGCUAAAUGAAGCUGCCUGCUUUUCCGUUCGUCCUCCUCCUCCUGCAUGCCUUCUGAAAAAAGAAAGCAUGCACGUGAAUUUCCACCAGUUCUGAUUGGAUUACAGUGGCGUGGGAGCAAAGAGAGAGUUAGGGCUGAUUAUGCAGUGCCUUUCAGGAAGGUUUGGGGGGACAUCUUUGUCCGUGUGGCUUGAACCAACAUGACCAUGCGUUGGUAAAAAUUGAAUGUGCGUCUGGAGACAAUGAGGAAGAGGAGGAAGACUUAAAUAGAUUCCUGAAAAGUGUGUCCGCCCCCAAGCUUCUACCAUUUGAAUUUGUUUUUUAUGGAAAGGGUUAAAUCUGUUGGUGAAUUUGUCUUUGAAUGUCAUUGUCUUUCCUAAGUCUGAUCUGAGCUCACUGCUUGCACAUUUAGAUUAUUGAUUUGAUAUUGAUGGGUUGGAGCUGUCAUGUUGACCACUGUUCCCUCUCUCCAGAAAAAGACAAAUCAAAAGAAGCACUCCCGUAAUGUUUGUUUUUUUGUUUUGUUUGUUUGGUUUAAUGUGGAAUUGAUCAAAUGACUUGAAAUGUGAACUCAGUUGAUUGUGCGUCAACACACAGUGGAAUGAGAUUCACCCGCCUUAAGUGAAAAUUGUGAGCCUCGUGUAUGAAAUGGAAGCUAUACUACAAUGCACACAUACAGUAACAUAUUUCAAGAAGAUGGAGUAACAUCAACAGUGUCAAACAUUAUGUUAAAUGGACGGUUUAACAUUUUUGCAAAUAUUCUUUUUCACUUUCUAGUGGAGAGUUAGAUGGCAAGAUCGAUACCACGCUUAGCUUAGCUUAGCAUAAAGACCGGAAACGAGGGGAAACGGCUAACCCGGCUCUUUCCAGGUGUAACAAACCUCCUAGCGCCUCUAAAGCUCACUAAUUAACACAUUAUAUCUUGUUGAAGAUGACAAUGUGUGGUUUUAGCAGUGGUUGUGUGCUGAAUUAUUUCUUGGCUGGGCGCCUUCCUAAACUAAGCUAACUAGCUAUUGGCUAGUAACGUUGCGAUGGAAAUACUUUUUAAAAAUAUAUAUGACUCUGGGUUCCUUUCUCUCAUUGUUUCAGAUAUUCUAAAGACGGGAAACUGGUAUCAAUCUACUCAUCUAAAUCUUUACGAGAAAGCAAAUAGCUCUAUUGACCAACAUUGACUAUUCAUAAAAACAGGUACUGGUAAUGCAAACCAGCAUUUCUGGGCCUAUUUUCUUGUUGGGAUGCUGUGUUUAUCUUAGUUCACAGCGCCUGCAUGGGAGCUCGCUCGCAUCAGUGGUGAACAUCAGGUUGUGCUGUCAGUCCCUCACAAUCGCACAAUAAGGACGUCUUUCUUCAACAGCAAUCUUGCAAUAAUCGAACAAGCAGACAUUCAUGAUAGUGAACGGUAGAGGAAGCCAUUUCCUCACCAGCAGGAGCCACGGUAGACCAGAAUGCCUUGUAGCCAUCGGGCGUGUUGUCAGUAAGGGGCUAUACAAGUGUUCAUUCAUUACUUCAGAGCUGGAGUGAUUCAUUGAUUAGACGACAGAACAUUAAUUGGCAACCAUCUGCAUAAUCACUAAUCUGUUUUUAAGCCAAAAUGCGAGAAACAAAGAUGAUUCUAGCUUCUCAAACGUGAGCUUUUGCUGUUUUUCUUCGUCUUACAUUAUAGGAAACUGAAUAUCUUACGGACUGUGGGUCAGACGGAAGAAUUUGAAGACCUCACCUUGGUAUCUAGGAAAUUGUAAUGGACAUUUUUUUUUUUUUUUUUUGUAAUUUUCUGACAUUUUAUCGACCACCAACGAUUCAGCGAUCAAUUAAGAAAAUCAACAAAUUUGCCACCAAUCAAAGAAAGAAUCAUUACUGGCAGCCUUUUAUAUUUAGGCUAGCUAGCUCAAUUUCUGUGGCUAUGGGUCAAUAUCUCAUUGAAAACAGCACGGUCAUACCUGUUUCUGUGUGGUUGUAGAAAAGCAUUCUGGGAGAUGAAGUGAAAAGGAGACGAGGCAGGUAUACAAGGCAAAGUGGGUCCAGAAGAAAAAGUAGAAUGUGACACUUAAUCACUAAACAAAUCUACCGUAACGCCAUUAUUUGAAAUUAUCCAACUUUGGCACCCCCUAGUGUUGGCAUUGAAACAACUAUUUCCACAUGCUAUAUUGGCAUGCAAAGCGGCUUUAACAUGUCGUCUGAUGAUCUUUAAAGCUAUCGAGCACCGAUACCCAUAUUAAUAGGCCCUCUCCUGAUGUCAUGUGACCAGCGGAUGGAAAUCCCGCAGACAUGUGACAAAACACCUGCUUAGCCUCACCUGCACCUCCUCUCCAUCCGGUGCUAGACUCUCUCAGUCCACAGGGUUAGCACAGGGUCAUCAGACCCCCUGCCUGGCUAACUGAACUCUCUCCAAGUGCUGUCAUUGACUCCCAAUCCACUGCCACCAUCGGUCGACCAAUCACGUGACUUGAAUGACUCACCAGCUCUGCGCUCCACCAAUCAGGCCUUUUUAGUCAGCCAGGGUAGACUUGCUCCAGGGAUUGGAUAAUGCUUGAAUCCCCAGCCCCCCUUUCCCCACCUGUGUCCAGCCGGUAAGCUGUGUGUGUGUGUGUGUGUGUGUGUGUGUGUGUGUGUGUGUGUGUGUGUGUGUGUGUGUGUGUGUGUGUGUGUGGCCAGACUGUUAUAGUCAUUAUUCAGGAUUGCUUAGUCUGCUGGUUAUCAUAACUUGCCUUUUAGAGACAGUAAGAGGAAGGUUGUUUGUCGGUUGGGUGAAGUCGAGCUAAGCCGAGGAUUUAGAGGAGACGGGAGGUUGGCUGGACGUCUCCCAGCAUUCCCAGUCUUCAGUUCUUUCCUGUCCGUCAGAAAGGCGGCCGCAAAGCCACGUCGCUGUGGGUCCUCUCCUCCCUCCAUUUUUAAUCACUGUGCUACAAUGCAAUCCCAUACACAAGCCCAAGUAUAUGAAUAUACCAGUAUACAGUAUCAUUUGUUUUCUAAGUAUGUGAAGCUAUGGAAGACGUAGAUCUAACACUGUACCUAGGUCACAGAUCACUAUGUAUGGGGUGUUAUGUUUAUGCUCAUAACGCCGUGUAAAAUGAAGAAUGAUUUAUUUAGUCCUUUUAUUUCCAUUAUUUGAUUGUCUGUGUAUUGAGAUUUUUGUGUAUUUUCUUUUGGUUUGCCACAAAAUUACCUUUUAUAUAUAUAUAUAAAAACAAAAGAAUAUACCACAGUAUAUACAGUAUUAAAUUAAGCUGUUUUUUUAUUUUUUAGAGAUCAAACUGGAUUUUUGGCGUGUGUCAAAUUUCUGAACAUCAGUUGUGUGUAAGCUGACCGGCUAUUCUGAUGCCAUUUUGUUUGAAAACCACAUCUUUUGAAUAUCUCCUCUCUGUCUGUCACGUCCGAUUCCACUCGGUUUUUCACACACGCACACACACACACACACACACACACACACACACACACACACACACCACUGGUUUUUCACCAUGAGCGCACACACCGAUGCUUAACCCUUGGGGAUAUUCUUAGCAGCUUUUGCACACCUAUCAUAACGAGUAGUGCAAUUAUACUCCUUAGCUCAAGAGGGCAGUGCAUUUCAUUAUUACCAUUUACUCUGAUUUUAAGGUGCAUAACAAAGUUUGUUUUAACUCUUUUUCUUAACUACGCCUAUUCUUGCACCAGGUGCCUCUUGUUUGUGAACGGUAUCGAGUCCUUAGUUGCCAUCCGUCCAACUCUAUUUACAGUUCGCUGUAACUGAAGCCUACUGGAACUAAUGAAUCCGAAUAUCAGGUCAACAUCACAUACAAGUCACGUCGACGUCGGUGACUCAGUGUAGGUGCAAGUGGAACUGACCUAGUGUCGGUUGUGUUUUAUGUUUGGGUUGAGAUCAAUAUGGGCUGAAGUCGAAUUGACAUUUCAGGGAAAGAAUUAAAGAGCAAAUAAACUGUUAUCAUUCUUCUCCAGAUAACCCCACUGUGCUUUGCUUCAUUCUGUCUGUACGGCUCCUGGAUCGACAUUGUAUCCUGUUCAGGUAUUUUUGUACAAAUAAGGGACUGAUGUAUUCUCUGUUUAUUGGAAAUUAGAAUAAAAGACAACAUUGCUAUAAACCAAAAA
Anarrhichthys ocellatus (wolf-eel) is the source of this 7070-nucleotide messenger RNA. RefSeq names its product growth factor receptor-bound protein 10-like. The record is from RefSeq and is a predicted model, not a curated record. The coding region runs from base 951 to 2033 and encodes 360 amino acids. The transcript is spliced from 11 exons. Gene Ontology annotation, biological process: negative regulation of Wnt signaling pathway; negative regulation of insulin receptor signaling pathway; insulin receptor signaling pathway. Gene Ontology annotation, molecular function: insulin receptor binding. Lineage: Eukaryota; Metazoa; Chordata; Actinopteri; Perciformes; Anarhichadidae.